CACAAGAGAGUUGCAUCGCGCAGGAAGUCGAGGAGCACGAGAGAUCGAUCCGACACUAAUCUCGCUUUCUGUCGACAAAGUUAGCUUUGGGGCUGGGAGCGCGUAAGCAUGACGUUAAGUCACCGACGGCUGCCAACUUAAGUGGCAACAGUUAGUGGAACGAAGAGAAACAAUAAGAGAGGCACCGGCAGCAGCGCCACGAUGACGUGGUGCGCCGGCGGGAGGGCCACGGGACGAGGAACUCCUAAAUAAUUCCGAGUGCACCACCGGCGACGACCGGCUCGAGGCCACCACCGCGCAACGCUUGGACGGGAGCCAAUGUCGUGAAGAGAGGCUGGGGAUUCCGACGCUGUUGCUCACCGGCUGGCAAAGCAGGCGUAACGGGUGGGAUCCCGGAGCUGGAGAGGAGACGGACGGGGAGUCCCGUCGGGAGUAGCUGGCUCUGACAGGAGCCUCACAUGGGGGGACGGGACGGGAGGAGCAGAGAGAAGGGGAACGACAGAAAGGGAGUGAAAGCAGCGGCGAACGGGAGGGAGGAGGGAACGGAAAACUCUAGCGAUGGCGGAAGGCGGAGGGCAGCAAGCGGACAGUGAUGCGGUGUUACUCGACUUUUUAUCCUCUCUUCUGGAUUACACUCCCACUGUAAUACUCUCGGCAUUCGCUUCAUGGAGAUGUGCCUUGUGCAUGUUUUGGUGCUCAAUUGCCUUUUCUUUCAUUCUGUUUACCCGUCCCUGGCUGCUUGAUUGAAGACGGCAGGCGCGAGUGGUUUGAAUGUCGGUCUCAUCUGUCUUACCUCUUUAGGCUUGUCUGUCCAUUUACAAAUUGCUCAAGUCCAGUCGAUAUGUCUCGUGUGGCGAUGAAUUCCUUUUGAUGAUGCAUUCGUACGCGUAUAGAUGUCAAUUACAGGCAGAGUUUCUUCUAUGAGCUAAGCCGUCUGAAGAGCUUGCGGCCUGCAGCAAUUCUGUUGUUGUUGUCGUUGAUUUUAUUAGUCACUGUACGAACGAAUGAAAUCCUCGAUUUUAUGUGCAUUUGAACCAGCUUAUGCUUCUGGAGAGUUUCUUGAUACCUGACGAGCUUGCCGAGCACUACCUCAGCCGAAGUGGUUUUCAGUGUCCUGAUAUCAGAGUGACACGGCUUGUCUCUGUCGCUGCUCAGAAGUUUAUUAGCGAGAUUGCUAGCGAUGCUCUUCAGUUUUGCAAGAUUAGGCAGGCGAAUGUCAAGGCAGGUGAUAAAUCACGCGGUCAUCAGGGCAAGGACAAGCGCCUGAUAUUGACAACAGAGGAUCUGUCGGCAGCACUGAAGGAGUACGGAGUGAACGUGAAGAAGCAGGAGUAUUUUGCGGAUUCGCCUGCAGCGGGCACGGUGACUGUUGCUGUGAAGGAGAAGCAACCGGAGGAAUAAGUCACAACGCUCCACAAUUUUGGACCAAGGCUACCUUCUUGUAGAAAUUCAUUAUCAGUCCAUGAUAAACUGGAUUUUGCCGAAUUCACGAGCCUGCAGUAUUCGGCAAUUUACUGGGCCUAGAUGGUCCUUAGUGAGCUUAACACAAGUAGACAGGAAUUUGUCUGGCAUCAUGCCAGGUCUUUGAACGAGGAUCUGGUUUCCAGCCAGGAGAGAUGUAGCUGUGACAUUUUGUAUAUGCGAGGUAUAGGUGUAGAUGUACCUUAGUUCCAAUGAUAUAUUUAUCAAGCGCCUACUGUAUUCUUUGAGCGCAGAAUGUGUAGUCGUCCUCUUUCUCUGGAUGUUAAUACGAUAGUGAGAGUUAGGGCUGUUUCAGCCGGCCAUUCCAGGCUUUCAGGCGUACACAAUGUGCCUAACAGUCGUCAUCAUCUUAGUGAAAAGUGUUGCCGAUUUGGGAAUGACAACAAGUUCACACAUACGAGCUUUUCUAGCGAGUUCUUUGUAUUCUC
Messenger RNA from Marchantia polymorpha subsp. ruderalis, 1910 nucleotides. Lineage: Eukaryota; Viridiplantae; Streptophyta; Marchantiopsida; Marchantiales; Marchantiaceae. The record is from the annotation of a GenBank genome assembly.